Messenger RNA from Macadamia integrifolia, 3267 nucleotides. Its product is annotated as exocyst complex component SEC10b-like. The transcript has 25 exons. The coding region runs from base 434 to 3004 and encodes 856 amino acids. The record is from RefSeq and is a predicted model, not a curated record. Gene Ontology annotation, cellular component: exocyst; cytoplasm. NCBI's taxonomy places the organism in Eukaryota, Viridiplantae, Streptophyta, Magnoliopsida, Proteales, Proteaceae. Gene Ontology annotation, biological process: Golgi to plasma membrane transport; exocytosis.
CUUUUUUUUUCAGAGAUUAAGAGUAUGAGACUGAAACUUCCUUGAUUUCCUUCAUGUCAAAUCUCUUCCUUCCUUAUUGUUUGUUUUUGCAUCAAUGAUGGAACAAUCUUCUUCCGAGUUGCCUUGAAAUUGUUCCUUUUCAAUUCUGCCUCCACUUCUUUGUUGUAACGUGAAUUGGGUUGUGUAAAGAUUGUAUUGUUCAGAUGUUGAUCCCAAUUCUGACUGUAAAACGUGUAGAAGUACCUCAGAUUCUCAGUUUUCUUUUCUUUUUCAAGUUUAAGCAUCGAUGAUGUUAUAGGGUCUUAUCAUUGAGGAGUAUUCAUGGAAUUUGUAGCGGGGUUAGGGCAUUCAUUGAGACUCUAGGAAUCAAUAUUUCUCGUACAAAUGAGAGUGUGAGACCUGUCAACUUCUCAUCCUGCUAAUUCAACUUGAGAUGAAAGAGAGUAGAGAUGGAACAAAGAGUGAGAGAGUUACAAAAUCAUCUUCUGUUGGCUCACUUCCACUUAUACUGGACGUGGAUUACUUUAAGGGUGACUUCUCUUUUGAUGCAUUAUUUGGAAGCUUGGUAAACAAACUCCUCCCUUCAUUCCAAGAAGAAGAGACAGAUUCUUCGGAAGGCCAUGGCAGCCUUGGUGGCAAUGAUGUUAUACCCAAUGGGCACAUGCGAGUUCCAUCUGAUGUUGCCAAGUCAGCAGAGGGAGUUUCCACUCCAUUAUUUCCAGAAGUUGAUGCUCUCUUAUUUCUAUUCAAGGAUUCUUGCAAGGAGUUGGUUGAUCUCCAACAGAAGGUGGAUGCAAAUCUGUAUAAUCUGAAGAAGGAGCUUUCCGUUCAAGAUUCCAAGCAUCGCAAGACACUCUGCAAGCUGGAGAAAGGUGUAGAUGGCCUAUUUGAUAGCUUUGCCCGGCUGGAUUCACGCAUAUCUAGUGUUGGACAGACUGCUGCAAAGAUCGGAGAUCAUCUGCAGAGUACAGAUUCUCAGAGGGAAACUGCUAGUCAAACGAUAGAGCUCAUAAAGUACUUAAUGGAGUUCAAUAGAGGCCCUGGUGACCUAAUGGAAAUUUCACCUCUAUUUUCGGAUGAUAGUCGUGUUGCUGAGGCUGCUGCAGUUGCACAGAAAUUGCGGUCAUUUGCUGAAGAAGAUAUUGGAAGACAGGGCAUAGCUGUACCAUCAUUAGUGGGAAAUGCAACAGCAAGCAGGGGUCUAGAUGUUGCAGUUGCAAAUCUUCAGGACUAUUGCAAUGAAUUGGAGAAUAGACUGUUGGCUCGGUUUGAUGCGGCUUCACAAAGGAGGGAACUAUUGACAAUGGCAGAAUGUGCUAAAAUCUUGUCUCAGUUCAACCGGGGUACAAGUGCCAUGCAACAUUAUGUUGCAACUCAACCAAUGUUUAUUGAUGUGGAAGUAAUGAAUGCAGACACGAGGUUGGUUCUUGGAGAUCAGGGCUCACAAGCUAGCCCUAAUAAUGUUGCUCGUGGGCUUUCUUCAUUGUACAAACAAAUCACAGAUACUGUGCGACAGGAGGCUGCAACAGUAAUGUCUGUGUUCCCUUCUCCUAAUGAUGUCAUGUCUAUCUUGGUGCAGAGAGUUUUGGAGCAGCGAGUUACGGCGCUUCUGGACAAGCUAUUAGUGAAGCCAUCCUUAGUUAACUUACCUCCCGUAGAACAAGGUGGACUUCUACUGUAUCUUAGAAUGCUAGCGGUGGCUUAUGAGAAGACACAAGAACUUGCUAGAGACUUACAAGCUGUGGGCUGUGGUGAUUUGGAUGUUAAAGGCCUUGCAGAGUCUCUGUUUCUUGCUCACAAAGAUGAGUAUUCUGAGCUUGAGCAAGCUUCCCUGAGACAACUCUAUCAUGCUAAGAUGGAAGAAUUGUGUGCUGAAAGCGAGCAGCAGAUUGAUUCAGCUGGUUCAAUCGGAUGCUCAAAAGGAGCUGCGAUAGCAUCUUCCCACCAGCAAAUAUUGGUCACUGUAGUGACAGAAUUUGUACACUGGAAUGAAGAGGCAAUUUCUAGAUGCACUCUGUUUUCUUCCCAGCCUACUACUCUUGCGAACAAUGUGAAAGCAGUGUUCACUUGCUUGCUUGACCAAGUUAGUCAAUAUAUAACAGAAGGGCUAGAGCGAGCAAGAGAGAGUUUGAAUGAUGCUGCUGCUUUGAGGGAAAGGUUUGUGCUGGGUACAAGUGUUAGUAGAAGAAGGGUGGCUGCUGCAGCUGCUUCUGCUGUAAUUGCUCAACCAUGUGUGCCUUGUGAAAUUCCAAUUCUUGCAGAAGCUGCUGCUGCGGCGGCAGGUGAAAGCAGUUUCAGAUCCUUCAUGGUGGCAGUGCAACGUUGUGGUAGCAGUGUAGCUUUAGUCCAGCAAUACUUUGCAAACUCUCUUUCUCGUCUCUUACUACCCGUGGAUGGUGCACAUGCGACUUCUUGUGAAGAAAUGGCAACGGCAAUGUCUAGUGCAGAGGCUGUUGCAUAUAAAGGGCUUCAGCAAUGCAUUGAAACUGUGAUGGCCGAGGUGGAGCGAUUGCUUUCUGCUGAACAGAAGGCAACAGAUUACCGAUCGCCUGAUGAUGGAAUUGCUCCUGACCAUCGGGCAACAAAUGCCUGUACGAGAGUUGUUGCAUACCUUUCUCGUGUACUUGAGUCUGCUUUCACUGUCCUGGAAGGUCCCAACAAACAAGCUUUCCUAACAGAAUUGGGAAACCGCUUGCACAAAGGGUUGCUUAAUCAUUGGCAGAAGUUCACUUUUAAUCCCAGUGGUGGACUGCGGCUGAAGCGUGACAUAACUGAGUAUGGGGAGUUUGUACGCAGCUUUAAUGCUCCCACAGUCGAUGAGAAAUUUGAAUUAUUGGGAAUCAUGGCCAAUGUAUUCAUUGUUGCACCUGAAAGCCUCUCUACAUUGUUCGAGGGAACUCCUAGCAUCCGGAAAGAUGCACAGAGGUUCAUUCAACUUAGAGAAGACUAUAAGAGUGCCAAGCUUGCGUCAAGAUUGAGUUCCUUGUGGGCAAGUUCUAGUUAAAAUGGAAGUGUGUCAGCUAUUCAGCUGCUUGCAUUAGUGGAGACAAGGAAUCGCAGAGGUUCUUAAAGCUGCCUUUCAAGCUGUUUGGUGGUUCUGGUUGGAAGAAGACUUUGAGGAACCAAGGUUAUGUUAAACUAAUCCUGAUGGGAAAUCCCGAGUAAGGGAGUGUCUUGUACUGAAAAUUCAAUAAAAAUGAGAAGGAAAUGACCUGCAGAUUUGUUAUGAAUUUGAUAGUUAUAUGAAGUUAUAGCUCUUUUGCAACA